AUGCCUGCAACAGCCGCCACAGCAGCUGGCGAUAACCCCUUGCAUGCCGUUCUCACCGAAAUGCUCUCGGACGCGCGUGGCGGAUCCGUGAAACUGGCAGGCGUGACGCCUACCCAAGGAAAUUGGAGGACACGGCAGGUGAUUCGGGAGCUGAAGGGGAUCAGGUCAGCGGAAGAUCUUUUUUUGACGGAGUACCAGAUUCGAGGGGUCGUCACAAGCCAGGAGACACGGUGCCGUGUGAAACUGCUUAACGCCUUCCUCUCUUAUCAAUAUCUCGCGGAGGAGCAGGCAUCGGUGCGUGAGGAGGAGGAGUGCUGCCGCCAAACCUUGACACGUGGAGCUCUUUCUGUGUUGCGCCAUGAGUCCAGCCUGCUAAGUCUUGUGGGACGUGAAAUGUGCGGUAGAUAUUCACUUCUGCUGGCGUGGAGAGGGGAGAGAGCGGAGUUUAGGAAGUGUCACAAGUUGGAAGUUUUGGCACUAAAGGAGCAAAGCCUUCGUCGACUCCUGACGCAAGCAGAGGGCAUAAGCCGCAUGGAAACUGAACGGAGGCGUUUCCUGGCAGUGGGGCGUGAGAUUGACAUGGAGCUUCAGCUGCAAAUGUUUUGCCGGAUUACUUCGGCGGCCCGCUCGAGGCUAACCAAGUUUACGCUUGAUCUUGCGUUGCUCACUGCAGACGAGGAGCGUGAGCGGUGUUCGUUGGAAAAACUUUAUUUGCUUAAACUUAGUUUGCUGGCAAAUGACCAUGAGAACGCCGCGGCAAGAUUGGUUGUUACCUCUGUCAUGCGUGCCUCCCUCAUGCGGCGGAAAUUGCAGGACGACGCGCAGCGGCGGGAGCAAGCCUCAAGGUUUCUUCUAUUGCCUGCUAAAGAGCUAGAUAUUCGUGGCAUCAUUGAAAGAAAAGAAAUGGAGGAGCGUCAGACAAUGCGAGUGAGUUUCUUAACGACAUGGCGCGGUGCAUUUAAACGUACAAUGUACCCUAACGAGGGUGCCGCUAUUUUAGACCGACUUGAACUGUACGAGCGCCGCGGCGUAUUUGACCAGUGGCGAUUUGGUUUUAACGCACUUAACGAGCGACAGGAACGCGAACGGCGUGCUCUUGUAUGCCGCGAGACAGCUUGUGAUAUUUUCUUUCAAUUUGUUGCUGAUACGCUCUCUGCCUUGUGGAGAGAAGAAGGCGAACAUUUUAAUGUACUACUUAAGCGGUACUCGGAAUUUGUCUGGUCGAGCCGUAUGCUUCGAGCUACGACGGUGUUGGAUUUUGAAGAGCGCGCGGCACGUCAGCGGAUUAUUGAGGCGGAGGCACGGGAGUCCAUAAAAGCGCGUUCCUCGCUUUAUCUUCACCACUGCAUAGAGGCCGCGCUGCGGGGAGCCGCGUCCAUCACGGAGAUGGAGGCUGCAUGUCGUCUUUCUCUGAUGCAGGGGCACGUGAGGGCUGUGGCGGAGGCCGACCUUCAACACUUGCUCCAUGAGGAGGAGUGCCUCCGCCUUGAGGUCGACUUCGAGGCCAGCGCCGCGUGGUCAGAGAUUGUUCUACAAGAGAGUGCGCCGCGUGGCCGAGACGUAGGCUCAUUAGAGGGCUUGGAAGAAGCCCAGCGUACACUUCACGUGCGACAGGAGCAUCGACGUUUCACGGAUCACAAGUUGAGGUCAGUAAUGCGUGUGGAAGCGAGCAAACGAGGUCUUCUCCGCGAGGAGGAAGUAGAGGGUCGUGUGGGUGCUUACGCCUUUGUCCUAGCGCAGGUGGAGGCGUGGAACCGAUUGGAACUCCAGGCCGAAAGUCAAGACAACUUGUUGCGCAUUUUGUUCCGCGCCACGGAGCACCGUGAACAACUUGAGCGGGCGGUCCUGGCGCAGUGUGAACGCGAGAGACGUGAAUUUAUUUUUGGUAGCUUUGACUACGCUUUGCCGCACCUGCGGGCCUGCGAGGUGGAUGAGUUAGAUGGCCGCCUAGACAUUAUCAAUGAGGCUGAACUCACUAUGGGAGCAUUGGCGUGCAGGUGGGGACGAAGUUACCGUCUGGCAUACUGCUCAGAGGAGCUCCGCCUAAGCCAAUGCAUCUUGCGCUUUAUGUCGUUGACGGAGCUAUUUCAGUGCCGAGAAGUGGAAUUGCUGGGCAUUGCCGAGCCGCUGUCCCGCAGGGAGGUCGUCGACAGGGAGAUAUUAGAGCGGUUACUCCGGUCGCUGGAGGCUCAUGAGGAGCGGGGGCGAAUCCGGAUAAAAAAGGCAGCCACCGACGCUUACAACGCCACUCAGGACUUGUUUGACCGUGUGCUUUCGCGUGCGGAUGAAUGGCGAACGAGAGGAGUACUACGGGAGCCCGUGGUUCUCACUGCAAGGGAGGAGCUCAUCGACUACUUUCGUCGUCAAGAGACGUCAGUGGCGGUGCGUCUUCGCGCCCAACAGGUGAAAACUAGAGAGCAGCUUGGGUCAUUUUUUACCGAUUUUUACUGGGGUCGUGACACCAUUGUGGUGGAGGAAUUUGUUGGACGUGAAGGCAUUAUGGAGGCUCUGCGUCGACCACAUCUUCCCUUGCGUGCCAUGGGGCAAGAGUCUGGGUCGGAACUCGUCGUGCGGCUCCACAGCAUCGCCCUGAUGACAAGCGAUGCAUUGCAGCCGCCAUUCAUCAAAGUGUAUGACUCCGUGGAUAACGUGGGAGUGACAUGCGAGAUGUAUGAGGCACAGUCUUUGGUCGCCGCCGGCCGCAUCUUUCGUGUCUGCUUCCCCCUGCGGCCGAUGAGGUGGGUUCGACACCUGACGAACGAGAGCAAUGUGCUCUACUUUGAGGUCAGCGAUCAGGAGGGAAACGUGGUUGCGACUGCCUCUCUAUUUAUUAGAAGCGAAGACUUGAAGCGUACCCCUGGCGCCACAGUUGCCUCACUUCCCACGGACGACAAGCAUGGAAAGAUGAACGUGGUCCUGUAUGUACACUAA
Molecule: messenger RNA, 2931 nt
Organism: Trypanosoma conorhini
Lineage: Eukaryota; Euglenozoa; Kinetoplastea; Trypanosomatida; Trypanosomatidae
Exons: 1
Coding region: 1-2931 (976 amino acids)
Source: RefSeq, a predicted model, not a curated record